AUGCUCUUCAGACGGUGUGCAAUAGCAAAAUUUCUGCUUUCUAGGGGAGCUUACGUUGAUGGCAAAUCAUGCCAUGUGACUCCAGUACAUCUUGCAGUUUUUGGAGGACAUGAUAGUACUCUGAAGAUCUUGUUGGACCACAAUGCAGAUCCCAACAAGGGAGCAGACCUAUCAACGCCUUUGGAUAUGGCACUACGCACUCCUUCCUUGUCUUGUUUGAAACUAUUGAUUCAGGCUGGAGCUGAAGUGAAUGGCUUUCGUAAUCCUUUGGCAGCGGCUGCACAGGAAGGCUUAACUGAGGCUAUUAAGUGCUUGUUGGAGGCUGGUGCGGACCCCAACACUCCUGACGUGUUUGGUAGAAUCCCAAUAGAGUUGGCUGCUGUGUAUGGUACAAGUGAAGAUGUUGAGAUUCUGUUCCCUUUCACUUCCCCAAUUCCAACUGUGACAAAUUGGAGCGUUGAUGGAAUAAUCAAUCAUAUGAAGUUGGAAAGAAAGCAACUAGAGGAUGAAAAUUUUGUUGAAGCGAGAAAGUCUGAGCUGAAAAAACAGGGUGACGAUGCAUUUAGGAAGCAAGAUUAUAUAAAUGCAUCAGCAUUCUACACACAGGCAAUGAGGGUGGAUCGUUACGAUGCUGGAUUGUUCUCAAACAGGAGUCUUUGCUGGCUCCGCAUAGGUGAUGGGAGAAGGGCUCUGCGAGAUGCAACUUGGUGCAACAUACUGCGGCCAAAGUGGGUGAAGGCCUACUUCCAGAAAGCACAAGCUCUGAUGCUUCUGAAGGACUAUGAACAAGCUUGUAACACACUCGCUACGGGUUUAGAGCUGGACCCUCUAAACGAUGAGGCCGAUAAGUUGUACUGGGAGGCAAUGGAGCUGAAGAACGGCAGCACCGAGGCAGCUUAGAGAAAGAACACGUGAAAACUGGAUCGCCAUUUUCCUUUUUUUGGUGGAUGUUUCUGAGGGUUGGGAAGAAACACUUGGUGGUCAGUAAGUUUGCAGCUAGUACUGUAACUGCAUGCAGCAUAACAUCAGGAUUUGCUGUACUCUGAAAUGGCGCCUCUCGGUGUUCUUUCUUUUGAGGCUGGGAAAUCUGAUACUCGGAGAGAAUAGCUAGCCUAGGAGUAUUUGUGACUAGCAACUCUUACAAUGGUACCUGAGUGGCUGACACAGUGCAUGUUUACAUGGUCACUACUCGCAACAUAGC
This is a messenger RNA of Setaria italica (foxtail millet), 1201 nucleotides long. Its product is annotated as mitochondrial import receptor subunit TOM34. The coding region runs from base 1 to 900 and encodes 299 amino acids. NCBI's taxonomy places the organism in Eukaryota, Viridiplantae, Streptophyta, Magnoliopsida, Poales, Poaceae. Gene Ontology annotation, molecular function: protein binding. The transcript is spliced from 9 exons. The record is from RefSeq and is a predicted model, not a curated record.